AUGACUUCUCUACUUCCGCGUUUGGGUAGCCCCAAUACUCCCGUCGACGCGAAGGUCUGGGACAUGAUAUUCCUUGACACGAAGACCAAGAGGAAGAACAAGAAGACGGAAGCAGCUGCUAAGCCGAAUGUGCCGAUCACGGCCAAGGAUAUCGACAUCCGCAACUGGUCCUUCGGCGACCGCAAGGUGCUCGUGUCCAAGAGCGAUCGUCUCAAAAUCUUCACCGGCGACACGUUGGCUACUACGAUUUCGAAGCCGUUGCUUCGCGCUACUUCGGCGACGUCUGGCGAGAUUCUCAAGGACGGCAUGGUCAAGCUACCAGCAGACACUGACAAGAACGGUGUCUGCUGCCUCGUCAACUACCUCGAGAGUAUAAUCCGAACCAAUUCGAAGCCGCUUCCAUUCACCCGUAGCCUUACGAUGGCUGCGUCGCUCAGCGUAUGCGCCGCCGCUUCUCUGCUUGGAAUGAAGAAAUACACUCUCAACUUGUACAAGAAGUGCGAGACUCUUCUGCGCAUCGAUCCGCCUGAGUAUGAGGACAUCAACGCCAUCAUUUUAUUCAAGAAGGUGCACAAGCGUCUCUUCAAUAUCGUGGUGAAAGGUCUUGCUGUGCGUGUCUGGGAGAAUACAGUACCAGACCCCGAGGACUUCGCUCUCUAUCUCGCGCAGAACCCUGUGCUUGACACUGCGAUCAAGUCUGCAAUUGAAAAGCGCGAAUAUCACCUCCGCAGGGUGGCUGAGCUCAAAGAGCGCUGUGUUAGGCGGGAGAAUGCUCAAACUCGCCACGAGGCAUGGAUGAAGGAGAAGACCGAACGCGAGGCCAAGAGGCGGGCAGGCGAGGAAGCGUUUUAUGCUGCGAAGGCUGCUAAGGAAGCGGCUUUGGAGAAGUCUAUCCAGCUGAAGAUCAGGGCCAGGGAACCAAGGGCGCGAAAGUUCACCGCAGAGGAGGCUGCACACUACCGGCACCGGUACAAUAAGAAGCCGCCGAACGGCUGCUAG
Alternaria atra is the source of this 999-nucleotide messenger RNA. RefSeq lists its product as uncharacterized. The coding region runs from base 1 to 999 and encodes 332 amino acids. The transcript has a single exon. The record is from RefSeq and is a predicted model, not a curated record. NCBI's taxonomy places the organism in Eukaryota, Fungi, Ascomycota, Dothideomycetes, Pleosporales, Pleosporaceae.